AUGCGUACCGUUUUUCAGGAAGAGAUCACAGACAAGGAGGGUUGCGCCAUUGAAGUUGGCGACAGCGUUGCGACGAGGUUCAGGGGCGGAAAGCGUCAAGGAGAGGUCGAAGCUAUUAUCGUGAAUAAACAAGACGCGAAAGAGCAGGGUCCUGACCUCGACGUGAACAUUAAGAAUCCGCCGAAGGUGGUGUUCCAGGAUCAGGUGAGCGUACUCGUUCAAUGA
Molecule: messenger RNA, 225 nt
Organism: Trametes versicolor FP-101664 SS1
Lineage: Eukaryota; Fungi; Basidiomycota; Agaricomycetes; Polyporales; Polyporaceae
Exons: 2
Coding region: 1-225 (74 amino acids)
Source: RefSeq, a predicted model, not a curated record